This is a messenger RNA of Alternaria rosae, 890 nucleotides long. RefSeq names its product acyl-CoA N-acyltransferase. Bases 92 to 739 code for a protein of 215 amino acids. The record is from RefSeq and is a predicted model, not a curated record. Gene Ontology annotation, biological process: N-terminal peptidyl-methionine acetylation. NCBI's taxonomy places the organism in Eukaryota, Fungi, Ascomycota, Dothideomycetes, Pleosporales, Pleosporaceae. Gene Ontology annotation, molecular function: protein-N-terminal amino-acid acetyltransferase activity. Gene Ontology annotation, cellular component: NatC complex. The transcript is spliced from 2 exons.
AUGCACGAGAAAGCACGUUCCUGACACGGCGGGCCAAGCCGGCCGCUAUGAGGGGCUUCGCAUACGCGCAUUGCUCUCCUUCCCACGCGCCAUGGCCAACAAUGAAGAUGGCGACGUCACAGUUGAUGCGACGGCGACGGCGACACCCUCGACCAAACAGCUGAAAGAACCCGACGACCUCCAAUAUGUCCAAUACGAACCCUCGAAAGAAGAGCGAUACCUCCCCGCUAUCCGCCAACUAAUCUCUAAAGACCUGUCUGAGCCAUACAGUAUCUAUGUAUACCGGUACUUCUUAUACCAAUGGGGUGAUUUAUGCUACAUGGCCCUCUCUCCCACAAACACUCUCAUCGGCGUGAUAACCUGCAAACUCGAACCCCACCGCAGCGGUACCUACCGCGGUUACAUCGCCAUGCUCGCCACGCAAGAAGAGUACCGCGGCCGCGGCAUAGCCACGCAGCUUGUUCGCCUCGCCAUCGAUGCCAUGACUGCGCGCGACGCCGACGAGAUCGUCCUAGAGACCGAGGUGUCGAAUACUGCGAGUUUGAAAUUGUAUGAGAGGUUGGGGUUUAUAAGGAGUAAGCGAUUGCAUCGGUAUUAUUUGAAUGGGAAUGCGGCGUUUAGGUUGAUCUUGUAUUUGAAGGAGGGGACGGCGUUGAAGAGACCGGAGCAUGGGGGGCAUGGGGAGAUGGGUGGGGUGCCAGAGAUGAGAAGGGUGGACGAGGCGGAGCUGUAUUCUUGAGGGGAAGGGUGGGGAUGCUUGGACAGAUAUUCACAGGGAUGGGGAAAGGUGCGAAGCCAGCUGCUUCGAGGACAGGCUGGUAGCACUGGCGGCUUUGGAAGAGCAAGGGGACCAACGGCUGUUGGAUGUGGAAGUUUGUGACAGUCUCUUC